AUGACUACUGUAGCAUAUAGUAACAGUACCAUUCACUUCAUACCAAAGAAUGAACAACGUCCAAUAGAGAGUUAUUCAAAUAGAUCACUGAUCGAAUUACUUCAAGAUAAGAGUGCUAAUUAUUCACUGCGAGCACGUGAUCUAGAAAAGAACAAAAAAGAAAUUUUUGACUUACCACUUCAAAGUCAUGAUAUAUAUAAAUUUGGAUCUUCAAAGGAUAUGCCCGAUGAAAUUCAUUUGGAUGAGGGAAUUUUUAGGCUGCGUUUACAGUCAGAAGGACGUGAUCAGUUUCAUAAUGCAUUACGGCAAUGUUUCGAGAAAUUGAUGUCUAAAGGCAAAGGAUCACCAGGUGUCGAAUCAGACAGAUCAUCUAAAUACAAAACAUCAACUGGAUCACCAAGCACAAGAACCAUUGCCGACGGAGCAAUGACUUUCUUAUUUGAUUCUGUAGAAAUUCUCGACGAAAUUCACAAAUUGAGUGAACGUAUUCAAGAAGGUGCAGUUAAUGAAACUGAUGAACUGGUUAAGAAAUUAGUAAAAAGUGGUGUUCAACUUCUUGCUGAAAACUCAAAAGAACGAUUAGAUGAACAAAGAUUUUCAAUUCGAAUUAUAAUUGAUGGUUUUGAUUCAAACAUAAAAGACAAAGACAAGCUUCUUGAAAUGAAUGUUUAUCCAUCAACCAAAGUUCAUGAAUUACGAGCAGUUGUAAAUAAAAUGAGUCUUCUAGUAUAUAGUACUGGUCGUAUUCAAUUCAUAUCAAAUGAUGAUGAAGUUCCGGAACAUAAUUAUUCUGAACGAUCAUUAAUUCAAUUAUAUUAUCAUGAUAAUAAUACUUAUUCAUUGAACGCUAUUGACAUAGAAAAUAAUAAAGUAGAAAUUUUUAAUAUUCCUCUAACAGAUAGUGGUCAAUAUGAAUUUGGAUCAUCAGAAGAUGAACCUGAUGAAAUCAAAGAUUUGAAUGGAACUUUUCGUUUAUGGUUAAAUUCAAGCUUACGUGAUUCAUUUCAUGAAACACUGUGUGCAGUUUUUGAAAUAUUUUCUCAUGUUGAAUCAUCAGACACAAGUUCGGAAUGUAUGGGCGAUAAUCCUAGUCGUAUCAGUUUUGAUGAAAUGAGUGAACCUGACAUUCCAAAUUCAAUAAAUUGUGAGGCAAAAAAUAUUUCCGUCGUUCCUAAUUCAAAAUAUAGCUAUGAUUUUAUAUUGUCAUUAAGAAUUCUUGUUCAAUUCGAUGGUGAUGAAUAUGGUGUUGAACAACAUGGUGGAACUAUUUCUGUUGACGUUUUUCCAUCAACGACAGUUCGAGAAUUACGUGCAGCUUUCGAACUUGCAUAUCAUUAUUCUCCAUUUAAUCAAUAUUUUUUUGUUAAUGGUAAUUUAGUACAUGAUAAUUCUACGAUGAAAGAUUUACAUGUUGGACCAAAUUCAUUAUUUGUUUUAUUUUUAUUAGAACAUGCAAAGAAAUAUAAGAAUAAUAAUCCAUGGGAAUGUUCUUCUUGUGCAGAAGAAAAUCCACCGUAUAUUUAUAAAUGUGUUGUAUGUUCAGCAUCACGAGUAGAAUAA
Rotaria sp. Silwood1 is the source of this 1560-nucleotide messenger RNA. Lineage: Eukaryota; Metazoa; Rotifera; Eurotatoria; Philodinida; Philodinidae. The record is from the annotation of a GenBank genome assembly.